Messenger RNA from Rhodamnia argentea, 3054 nucleotides. Its product is annotated as protein TRANSPORT INHIBITOR RESPONSE 1-like. The transcript has 4 exons. Gene Ontology annotation, molecular function: protein binding. Gene Ontology annotation, biological process: SCF-dependent proteasomal ubiquitin-dependent protein catabolic process. The record is from RefSeq and is a predicted model, not a curated record. Gene Ontology annotation, cellular component: SCF ubiquitin ligase complex. Lineage: Eukaryota; Viridiplantae; Streptophyta; Magnoliopsida; Myrtales; Myrtaceae. Bases 407 to 2149 code for a protein of 580 amino acids.
CUCUGCGAUUUGCCAUUUCUGUGUCAGCUACAGCUUUGAGCGGAGCUCAACAGGGGGAUCACAAUUAUAGAUCCCGAAUUUCCACUGUUUCUUUAUUUUUCAUCUUCUUCGUCGACAUCAUUCGGCCAUUCAUUAUCGUGGGUUCCUUGCUUUCUCUCUCUAUAAGACGCAUUGCCCUAUCUCCCUCUUCCUUUUGGCUCUUCGUGCACUCCCCAAAGUUCUCUCCUUUGACUUGCAGAAGUGAGAGAGAGAGAGAGAGUGGGCAGAGGGCUCUUUGGUUUUGUCGAAUUGGGUUCGGUUUUCCUUCGUCUCCUAGAUCCAUAGCUCUCCGGAUUCUGGGGUUACCCGGUUGAUGCUCUGCUGCUGACGAGCUGCUCUGGUUGUGUCGAGCUCGUCCCUAAUUCGCAUGGAUCCGAAGAAAUCGCGCGACUCGGCCGAGUCGGCUCGCGCGGCGCAGUUCCCGGACGAGGUCUUGGAGCGGGUGCUUUCGCUCCUGGCCUCGCACAAGGACAGGAGCGCCGUGUCCCUCGUCUCCAAGACCUGGUACAACGCCGAGCGGUGGUCCAGGACGCGCGUCUUCAUCGGGAACUGCUACUCGGUGACGCCGGAGAUCGUCGCCCGUCGGUUCCCCAACAUCCGCAGCGUCACGCUCAAGGGGAAGCCCAGGUUCUCCGACUUCAACCUCGUGCCCCAGAAUUGGGGCGCCGACAUCCAGUCCUGGCUCGCGGUGUUCGCGGAGCGGUACCCGUCCCUCGAGGAGCUGAGGCUCAAGAGGAUGACCGUGACGGACGAGAGCUUGAAGUUUCUAGCUCUGAAAUUUCAGAACUUCAGGGCUCUCUCGCUCAUGAGCUGUGAUGGGUUCAGUACCAAUGGUCUUGCGGCCAUUGCGGCUCGCUGCAGGAACUUGACUGAGCUGGAUAUUCAAGAGAAUGGCAUUGAUGAUAAUAGUGGUGACUGGUUGAGUUGCUUUCCUGAGAACUUUGUGUCUUUGGAGGUGCUCAACUUCGCAAGUCUAAGUAGUGAUGUUGAUUUUGAUGCUCUCGAGCGGCUCGUAAGUCGGUGCAAUUCACUGAAGGUUCUUAGGGUUAAUAGAACUAUUACACUAGAUCAAUUACAGAGGCUGCUUGUCCGUGCUCCUCGGUUAACUGAGCUUGGUACUGGCUCGUUUUUGCAAGACCUUAAUGCUCACCAGUACUCAGAACUUGAACGAGCUUUUGGUGGUUGCAAGAAUCUACACACGCUCUCUGGAUUACAUGAUGCUACGGCAUUGUAUCUCCCAGUUCUCUACCUGGCUUGUGCAAAUUUGACUUUCCUGAAUUUAAAUGAUACUGCUUUGCAAGAUGAAGAACUUGCCAAGGUUCUUGUUCACUGUCCUCGUCUUCAGCGCCUCUGGGUACUUGACACUGUGGGAGACGAAGGACUGGAAGCUGUUGCACUGAAUUGUCCACUCCUCGAGGAGCUUCGGGUCUUCCCAGCCAACCCUUUUGACGAGGAAGUUAAUCAUGGCGUUUCUGAAUCGGGGUUUCUUGCCGUGUCGUAUGGCUGUCGGAGACUCCGCUAUGUACUGUACUUCUGCCGUCAGAUGACAAAUGCAGCUGUAGCCACGAUUGUGCAGAACUGCCCUGAUUUUACCCACUUCCGUCUUUGCAUAAUGAACCCAGGGCAACCUGAUUAUGUAACAAAUGAACCUAUGGACGAGGCUUUUGGUGCAGUUGUGAAGACUUGUACUAAACUCCAGAGGCUUGCUGUUUCAGGUCUCCUAACUGACCUGACAUUUGAGUAUAUCGGUAGAUAUGCUAAGAAUCUGGAAACGCUUUCUGUAGCUUUUGCUGGAAGCAGCGACUGGGGUAUGCAAUGUGUACUGGAGGGUUGUCCAAAGUUGAGAAAACUUGAGAUAAGGGAUUGUCCAUUUGGCAAUGCAGCUCUUCUCUCUGGAUUGGAGAAGUAUGAGUCUAUGAGGUCUUUGUGGAUGUCGGCAUGCAAAGUGACAAUGAAUGGGUGUGAGGUACUGGCUAGGGAGAGGCCUAGAUUGAAUGUUGAAGUAAUGAAGGAUGAGGAGAGCAGUGAUGGUCAAGCAUAUAAAGUUUAUGUUUACCGCACUGUUGCUGGACCAAGGAGAGAUGCCCCACCUUUUGUUUUUACUCUCUAAAAUGAUUAUUUCAAGGCAUUUUGUUGCCAUGUGAAUUUUGUCUGAUUGAAGUGGAGAGCACCGGUGCAGAGAGUCUUUGAGGGUGCGGAAUUAACACAAUGCUCGAACAUUCUGUUACCUUGGUUUCUGCAGAUCAGCUAAUUCCAGAUUGUGAGGGCAAACAAAAUGGAUCCAUCUGGUGGGAAAAAUGAAGUGCAAGUGUCCUCCUCCAUUUGCUUGAAGGUGCUGGAAAGCGUAUGAUGCAGUUGGUGAGACGGAGUUCAAAAGAAACACCAGAGAUCUCCCAAAUGUUUCGGAGCAUCGGCAGACAGCUCGGGGACUUGAGAGGAGCAUGAACCCAUCAAUUUUGACCUUGCAAGCACAUCAAUCUCUGUAACAUUCUUCAUCAAUUGCAAGACAUCAACAGCCAAGAGAAAAAGAUGAGGGUGAUGUUCCUGAUGUUUUGACUCAUCUUUCCUUCAGUUGACUUCCAUCCACAGCAAUUGCAAAGAAUCCUUUCUGGACCUCUUGCUUGCAAAUAUGUGAUGGCGAAGUUAUUCUCAAACUUGAGUGAAGAUAGCUGUUGAAGCUAUGGUAUAUGAGAGAACGUGGGUCGGGUUCCGAGGUGCUGGUGGCGACGUCCAAUACGCUUCUUCUCAAUGAUCUUCUCCGAUCGCUACAUCUCUGUGAGACUUUUUCCAUUUAUGCGGACGACAAACACAUUUCCAGAUUUGGAGGUUUUGGCAUUUCAGAUCAGUGUCUGUACCAAGAUCGAGACUGUCAACUGUUCUUUUUUUGCUAGAAUGUCAACUGGAUUGUAUGACAUUUUCAGCCGGAAGCAUCCACAAGUGAUUCCGGCAAUCAUUCGCGAGUCGGGUUUUAGUUUUUCUUUUAACGGGAAAAUAUCAAAUAAAAGUUCCAAAUUU